This is a messenger RNA of Daphnia magna, 1561 nucleotides long. Its product is annotated as protein cueball. The record is from RefSeq and is a predicted model, not a curated record. Lineage: Eukaryota; Metazoa; Arthropoda; Branchiopoda; Diplostraca; Daphniidae.
UCCGAUAACGACUAGUUGAAAGAGUGAUCGCUCCGUUGACAAGACGUUCCAAAAUCGCAGCUCCAAAAGAAAAUCCUAAACUGAAUCAUCCUUCUCCAAUAUAGUCCUACCUCAUUUAUAAAAAUAAAAUGCAAUCGGAAGCUCUUGUUAUUGUUAUGGCUUUCGCUACUGUAACUGCCAGUGGUUUCAAACAUGACGAUCUCAUCGUUGCCGUUGAUGAUAGACUCGAAUUUCUAACCGAUGGAAGUAUGAAUCGAACACUGAAAUUGGAUUCUUAUAAUGCCUCAAAAUUGUCAGCGCUCGCAUACGAUGCCACAACGAGGAAACUCUUUUUCUCUGACCGACACCAUCUUUACGGUCACAUCUUCAGCAUUAAUCUUGGAGAUGAAUCACAUCUUGUCGAGGAUAUCGUCGAAAGAAACACGAAUGAAACUGUCGAAAGUUUGGCGUACGAUCCUGUCAGGAAAUUGUUGUUAUGGACAGAUUGGUUUAAUCGAUCCAUUCGACGAGUUCAACUCGUUCAAGACCAUAUCCACAUCGAAGAAAAGGAUGGCAUUGAAAUUGUCCACUUUCUAGAAGAUGAUGCGAAACCCCGUGGACUUGUGUUCGAUCCUUGUAUGAGGAUGUUGUACUGGACCAACGUGUACAAGUCACGCCCAACUAUCGAACGUUCGUUUCUUAAUGGAAGUAAACGAGAAAUCAUUAUUCAAACGGACUUGUUUGUACCGAACGCGUUGGAUCUUGACGUGUUGGAUCAGAGACUCUACUGGGCUGACAAUCUUCGUGAAGGAGACUACCGGACGUUCAACAUCGAAAGAAGUUUCGUCAAUGGAACAGGCAGACAGAAAAUAUACCGUGGUAUCGGCCAAUUCGUCGUCAGUCUCACGGUGGGCGGUGAUUACGUGUACUGGACAGAUUACAAUCUCAAGAAGCUGUGGUAUGUACGAAAGGAUGGGUCAUCCAAGGGUUCCAUGAUGCUUCGAGCAUAUUCACGUAAUCCAGCUAUGGGUGUGGUUGUCUUUCGUCACGAACCUUUGAACUGUGGAUUGCUCAACACGCCGGAAAAUGAUCUUGAAGACAUGGCCGAUUUUCAAACAAAGAAAAUGUACAUCAUUUUCGUAAACCUCAUCUGCCUCGUUAUAGUGGCCAUGGUGGCUACUUUAACCUUUCGGUUUUGGAAAUUUACCGGCUGUAAACAAACCUUGGUGUCUAACAACAGCCAAAAGCUAUUCGCGUUCCAGAAUUUCGAGAAUUGCACGAGCUCCAUCACGAUGUCUGAGAGGUCGUCAACACAAUCGGAGCCCGUUAGUCCAUCGUCGAUGGAGUCUAUGGGCGUGAACGUAUUACUCGCGAACGAACGACACAGCGACACUACCGCCUUAUUUAAAUGUGAAUUUUAAAAACAGGCCAUUCCAUUCAAAUGAAAUGUUUCUUGAAUGAAAACGAGCCGCGUUUAACCAUUUAGGAGAAUUACGCAUCUCAUCUGAUAUUGUAUAAUUUUUUAUUGUGUUCUGUGUAAUAACUCGAGUUGUAAAUCUAAUAAUGAAAUCAUUCUAAUCUU